AUGGCAUUUUACGAUUCUGAGUUAGAACGUGAAUCUAUUUUGAGGGAAAAGCGAGAACGUGAGGAAGAAGAGGAAGGCGGAACUCUAAAAGGAUUAGAAAAUACCCGUGGUUCUGAUGAUCCUAAUGGUCCAAUGACAACUGAAUCUGAAGGAGAAAGACGGAAGAACAAUAUUCCCCCAACACCCCGAACAAAUAUGCUGAUUCCACCUACCUCAGCUUUUGGACGUCGAGCUCCUGCGACAUUUAUCCCACCAUCAGUGUACGCCCCUCCUUCAUACAUACCACCACCUACACAGGCUCUGGGGCAUGCACCCAGCUCUGCGUUCCCAGUACGUCCAAUAGUCACUCCUGUGAGCGGUUUUAUGGCUCCACCUUCCAUGCUUCCUGUAGCUCCGCCCACCGGUAGUCUCUCAAACAACUGGAUCAGUGGAACACACCACAUGAUACAUCUUCCUCCCACAGCUUCGCUUCGGAAACAACAGGACACUGUUUUGAUUCCUAGUCAAAACACAAGUCAUAACGCAAAAAACCAUACAUCACCACUUCAGUUUGUAUAUGAACCUUAUGUAGUCGAAUUGUGUGGUCCUAUGCCACCACUUUCAAGUAAUCGGCAUAUUCGUUGGAUUGAUGUUCUUCAAAUAUAUGAAAAAACUGUAAUUGUCAAACUCAACCAUCAAGCACAAACACCAGCAAAUACUUCCGAAACCAAGCCUAAAUCAGAAACAGAAGGGGAAUUUAACGAUGCAGAUUGUGGCAGAACUGCUGUUGAUAUUAAAGCAAAUUACAAGACAGAAGAAAGUUUCCUAAGUGAUGAUGUGAAAAAAGAGUACGAUAGUGAUGACAGUAACCAUACCGAUAUUAAAAUCAGUGCUUUAAAGGUGGAAAACUCUUGUCCGACAACUAAGUCUUUGGGCCUUUCUUGUCAGCUAACUGCUGGGGCUUGUGGUAUUUCACCUGCUGUUUUUCUAGAAAGGUGUUUGCUAGAGUCGCGUUGUGGACUUUUCAUGUGA
Molecule: messenger RNA, 1011 nt
Organism: Schistosoma rodhaini
Lineage: Eukaryota; Metazoa; Platyhelminthes; Trematoda; Strigeidida; Schistosomatidae
Source: the annotation of a GenBank genome assembly